CGUCCUUGGGAAAGAUGGCCGCCUCCACCGGGCCAACGCUGCCUCUGUAACCAGCUGGUUGAAUAAUUGUCCUUUUAUGUCCUGUCUGCGUCUCAGAGUGUUGGAACAGCUGUGGCAGAGAUGAAGACAUUCUGCGGAAGAGCCAACCCGAGCACCGGAGCUUUAGACUGGGUGGAGGAGAGUGAGGAGUACGACUACCACCAGGAGAUAGCUAGGUCCUGUUAUGCAGAUAUGCUGCAUGACCAUGACAGGAAUACGAAGUACUACCUGGGCAUCCGGGCGGCGGUAGCCAGAGUGAAGGCCCGCGGUGAGAAGGUCAUCAUCCUGGACAUCGGGACAGGGACAGGCCUGCUGUCCAUGAUGGCUGUCACUGCUGGGGCGGACUUCUGCUACGCAGUGGAGGUCUUUAAGCCCAUGGCUGAGGCAGCUCAGAGCAUUGUGGAGAAGAACGGCUUCUCUGAAAAGAUCAAGAUUAUUAACAAACACUCCACUGAUGUCACUGUGGGGCCAGAUGGAGAUAUGCAAAUGAAGGCCAACGUUCUGAUCACAGAGCUGUUUGAUACAGAACUGAUAGGCGAAGGAGCCCUUCCCAGCUAUGAACACGCUCACCAAAAUCUUGUCCAGGAGGGUUGUGAGGCGGUCCCCCACCGGGCCACCGUCUACGCCCGGCUGGUGGACUCGGAGCUGCUGUGGAGCUGGGCUCAGCUGCAGCCUGCGGAGGUGGAGGGGGCGUGCCUGGCCCCACCCCCCGCCGUGGCCCACUGUGCUGGAGCUCAUGCUGUGUGUGACAUUCAGCUGAGCCAGGUGUCCCCCCACAGCUUCACCCCGCUCGGCCCUCUCUGCACCAUGUUCAGUGUGGACUUCAGUAAGCCAGUAAGCAGCGCGUUCCAGUCCCACUCCUCCCAGUUUGUGGCUCAGUCCAGUGGUCGGGCCCAGGUAGUCCUGUCUUGGUGGGACCUCGACAUGGAUCCCAGUGGAAGCAUUGUGUGCACCAUGGCUCCCAGCUGGACGUACCCGCAGCCAGAGAUGGCUCCGUGGCGGGACCACUGGAUGCAGAGUGUGUACUUCCUGCCUGUGGAGAGCAGAGUGACAGAGGGUGACCAGCUGAGUCUGACUGUCUGCCAUGAUGACUACAGUCUGUGGUACAGCCUGCAGUCGAUCAGCCAGCAGGACUUACCGACCGAGGCUCCUCCCUCUCGGCCCUGUUGCACCUGCCAGGCUCAUCUGGUUUGGACUCGCCCGCGUUUUGGCGAACUCAACGACAGACGGCGUACAGAGAGCUACGUCAGUGCACUGCGCAGUGUCCUGAGGGAGGACAGUGUGUGUCUGGGCGUCAGUGAUGGAAGUCUGCUGCCUGUGUUUGCUCACAUGAUCGGAGCCAAGAAGGUCUACAGUUUGGAAAACUCCAGGAUGUCUAAACAGGUUAUUGAACAGGUGUUGGAAGCCAACUCGAUGAGGGGGGGCGUCGAGCUGCUGGAGAUCCGGCCUAAGCAGCUGAGCAGUACUGAUCUGGGAGGGGAACAGAUCUCGGUCCUGAUGGGCGAGCCGUACUUCAGCACCAGCCUCCUGCCCUGGCACUCGCUCUUCUUCUGGUACUGUCGGACGGCCCUGGCGGGCCUCCUCCAGCCCCGCGCCACCAUCCUGCCCCGCUCCGCCACACUGCACGUGGUGGCCGUAGAGUUCCAGGAUCUGUGGAGGAUAAGAGCUCCAUGUGGAACAUGCGAGGGCUUCGAUGUCACGCCCAUGGAUGAAAUGGUCCAGCGAUCCCUGGAUUUCCGUGAGUCCCGUGAGGCGGAGCCCCACCCUCUCUGGGAGUACCCGUGCCGUGCUAUGACCCAAUCCACAGCCGUCAUGACCUUUGACUUCACACAGUGUGUCCCUCAACAGCCAAUCAGCAGCCAGGGCUCACUGCCUUUCAUAAGGAUUGGUCGUUGCCAUGGCGUUGCGUUGUGGAUGGAAUAUCACCUAACCGAUGACAUCACUGUCAGCGCGGGUCUGAUUGGACCAAUCAGUGAGCAGGGUGUGUGUGCGUGGAGUCGACACAGGAAACAGGGAGUGUACUUUCUCAGGUCGCCAUGCGAGAGCUCAGGCGAUGGCAGAGCCGCAGUGUCUUACAGCCUCACCUUUGAACCCAGUUUAGGAGACAUUAAGAUGGACUUCAGCAUCGAGUCUCAGCAGUGAUGUGGAGACUGAAGGACAGACUCU
Molecule: messenger RNA, 2205 nt
Organism: Etheostoma cragini (Arkansas darter)
Lineage: Eukaryota; Metazoa; Chordata; Actinopteri; Perciformes; Percidae
Gene: prmt7
Product: protein arginine methyltransferase 7
Exons: 17
Coding region: 121-2181 (686 amino acids)
Biological process (GO): peptidyl-arginine methylation
Molecular function (GO): protein-arginine N-methyltransferase activity
Source: RefSeq, a predicted model, not a curated record